Microcebus murinus (gray mouse lemur) is the source of this 546-nucleotide messenger RNA. RefSeq names its product RNA polymerase I and III subunit D (gene POLR1D). NCBI's taxonomy places the organism in Eukaryota, Metazoa, Chordata, Mammalia, Primates, Cheirogaleidae. The record is from RefSeq and is a predicted model, not a curated record.
GGCAGAGCCUCGGGCCGGCCAGCACCUCCUGAGAUCCCGAAACCGCCCCGCGAUGGAAGAGGACCAGGAGCUGGAGAGGAAAGCAAUAGAAGAACUGCUUAAGGAGGCAAAACGUGGGAAGACAAGAGCAGAAACAAUGGGACCUAUGGGUUGGAUGAAGUGUCCCCUCGCUGGUACAAAUAAAAGAUUUCUAAUUAACACAAUUAAGAACACAUUGCCCUCCCACAAAGAGCAAGAGCAUGAACAAAAAGAGGGCAGUAAGGAACCUGCGAAGAGCCAGGCCCAGAAAGAAGAGCACCCGAAGCAGCACCGAAGCCACCCUUACAAGCACAGCUUCCGUGCCCGGGGCGCGGUCAGCUACUCGCCGCCGCGGAAGCGCAGCGCCCGGGACAAGCGCGAGCCGCGGCCCAGCCGGCGGUGAGGCCCGGGCCCAGCGGCGGGGACAGGCGUUGGCUGGCAGGGCACACCUGAGAGCCAUUUCUGCAGUAGGUCCUUUGUUUUUGUUUUUAAAGAGGCUGCUGGCAACAGGCAAAAAAAAAAAAAAAA